AUGGCGGGCAUUCCUAUGACGGUCACCGCCAUUCCGGCUUAUCCGACAAGGCUGCCGCACAACAGCAACUAUCCGCCUCUACCGCCCAUUGUCAACGCUCCAUGGGGCGCUAAGUUCCCCCCGCCCGACGAUCUCGUCGUCAUUUCUGCUAGACGAAUCAAUUCGAUGUUUCCGCCGCUGGUUACGGCAUCCAUGGCGCUUGGGCUGGUGGUGUCCGACUGGUCGAUCCAUCUGCCGUGGGAGUGGAAGCUUCUGACCAAACGCAAGAAAUGGAAGCUCUCCCACAUCGCCUACUUUGCAUCGCGUUUCGGUGGACUCGGCUACACUCUCUGCGCGCUGCUUCAUUCGAUCGUCGGCAACCUAGCGGGAGGGCCAAUGGAACUGGGGGCCGAACGGUGGAACUAUGCCAACUUUGCCUGCCAGGCAGAUCGUCGAGCCAGCACGUUUUUCUCGGUCAUCUCCAUCGGCGGCAGCAGCGGCAUCCUUCUUCUUCGCUGUCUUGCGCUGUACCGCUUCCACAUCGUUGCUGUUGUCUCCCUCGGUCUGCUGUGGCUCGCGACACCCGCUUUCAUUCUGGUCAACGUCUUUGUGCUCGGCAGCCAGAGCAAACAAAAUGGCAUCAGCGCCUGCGAUCCCAGCCCUCCAAAAAAGCUGGCGAACCCCAUCAUCACCAUGUUGCCUUGGUUCUUCCUGCCCAUUUUUGACUCGACCAUCCUGGUGCUCUCGUUGAUUGGUUUGCGACGCGCGUCGCAUCGACGACGCAGCUCACCCUUGGAACGCAUGUUCCGCAAGGACAAUAUCUUCUACUACGCCAUCGUUUUCCUCUGCGUUAUUCCGAUCCCCAUCUGGUAUGUGUGCCAAGGGCACGAUGGUAGGAUGAUGCCGUACCUCAGCCUGUACGUUGGCCUUUCGAGCAUCCUCUCCUGUCGCAUGUUUAUCAAUCUCUGGAAGGCGAUAGGCAGAGAGCUGGCUUUGGCACACACGUUUGGCAGCAACACCCAAGAUCAUUAUCGCAUCGAUACGAGCAUGGAACAAGCCACGGCGGGUCUGGUCGGUACGCAGAUCAGCGUGCCCGAAUCGGCGGCAAGCCGGGGGGAGCAACGCGACGGAGCCGACUCGAUCAUGGAGGUUACUUCCCCAACCGAUGGCAGCAUAGUCGGUGAUUUGCCCUUAAACGAAAAGGAGUCGUCCUCGUCGACAUCUGUCGAAGUCAAGACCACUUCGGUGGAUUCUGAUGCUGUCUCAACCACGCAAAGCCUUCACACGACAAGACUGCGCAGGAUUGUUCCGGAUUGGGCCGACGUGGAUCCAGACCUGGCUUUCAGCUUGAACGGCGACUUUUACGGUGAUGUCAACUCGAUAUCGUACGACUAUCAAUCCAGAGGAAUGCACUCGACCCCGUAUUGA
This is a messenger RNA of Sporisorium graminicola, 1407 nucleotides long. RefSeq lists its product as uncharacterized. The transcript has a single exon. The record is from RefSeq and is a predicted model, not a curated record. Lineage: Eukaryota; Fungi; Basidiomycota; Ustilaginomycetes; Ustilaginales; Ustilaginaceae. Bases 1 to 1407 code for a protein of 468 amino acids.